Messenger RNA from Oppia nitens, 2560 nucleotides. RefSeq names its product myb-like protein D. The transcript has a single exon. Bases 297 to 2417 code for a protein of 706 amino acids. NCBI's taxonomy places the organism in Eukaryota, Metazoa, Arthropoda, Arachnida, Sarcoptiformes, Oppiidae. Gene Ontology annotation, biological process: regulation of transcription by RNA polymerase II; central nervous system development. Gene Ontology annotation, molecular function: DNA-binding transcription factor activity, RNA polymerase II-specific; RNA polymerase II cis-regulatory region sequence-specific DNA binding. Gene Ontology annotation, cellular component: nucleus. The record is from RefSeq and is a predicted model, not a curated record.
UCAGUGUCUGUGUSWCACAACACAUAUGAUUAUAAUACCAUAUAAGACACGAUUUGGAGGUUUUAUUGGAUCAAAUUAAGUGAUAGGAUAUAUCCAUAUAUAUAUGAUAUCUCAUCGUCAUCGGUGGUAACAUUUUGGAUAACUUGUUGAUUGACUGACCAAAAAUUGUUUCACCAGACAAAAAUAAAAUGGUGUUCAUGUGGUGAUCGGGACACUCGUCAUCUGAUCCAUCCAUCCAUCCAUCUAUAUAUUGCAUCCGCACAUCAUAUCUCAAUCAUCACCUGCCGACCCAAGUCAUGGAYCUAACGGCGGCCAAACAAUUGCGAGACAAGAGGAACCGUAUCCUCGAGCGGGAGACCAAUGAACUAAAGGACGAACUGUGCGCAAUGCGACACAUUGUCCACCUGUUGGACAAUAUUAAACGGGUGUCCAGCGAUUGUAUCAAUUUCUUACAUUUGAUGGUCGACGCGGCCAUCCGUACGGACAGCGUACAAGUGGAUCAACUGCGCGACGAUGUCCAGGAGCUGGAAGAAGAGCUAAAAACAUGGGAACGCAAGUAUCAGAUGAUGUCUUCUAUGUCUUCAUCGUCGUCGGGAACGGCGGCGUCAAUCACUUUGCCAAACAAAGAGCACAACUAUAGCAGCUUUCGUAUGAAUCCGGCGCUGAAGGCGCUGUUCAACAAUAGCCACAACAAUAGCAACAGCAAUACAACCAACAAUAACAACAUUACCGCAAACAAUAGCAACAACAAUAGCCAACAAGCAAACGACCAGUCGGUUAUUGACGACGAAAACGAUGCUAACGACAGUAUGGAUCAAUUUGAAGAUCAGUCGUUGAACGGCAACUACUAUGAUAGCGAUCAUAAUGAUGAUUGCGGCGGCGGCCAGUCGUCUACACAGAACUCGAUGGUACUGAUGCCUCAGGAACUGUGCGAAAUGUCAAUGGAAACCAACGAUAACGACCAGAUAUUGAUUACGUCAGCCGAUGCAUCGCCAACGCACGGACUUGAUUUGGACGGCAGCGGUCUGAACGAUAUGUCCGGGAAAUCGUUGUUUGAAUGCGAUUGGAUGGGCUGCGACUUCAAGACCAAUAUGCGUCAGCGACUAGUAAUGCACAAACGUCUGCACGCCGGCGAAAAUCUGUACUCGUGCGACAUCCAAGGUUGCGGCUAUCAGUCCAACUAUAAGGGCAACAUCAAGAUCCACAAGAAACACCGUCACCGGAUCGACUCGGACGACAGCAAUCGCGACUAUACAACUACCCGAUCGAUGGCCGCUGCAGGCGGUAGCAGUGGUGGUAGUGGCGGUAGCGGCGGCGGCGGUGGUGGUUCACUGUCGACAAGCGGUGCCGCCCAUACCAGCAGUGGCAGCCAUCUGCACCAGCUGUCUACUCAUCACUCACACAAUCUUAGCCAACAUUUAACCAAAAAUAGCAACACAUUUGCCUCGAAUAUCAUUCGCAAACGAAAACGUAAGAAAAAGUUUCGUUUUACUAUUAAUCGRUCGAAUCCAGUGGCCAGACCUCAUGUCGUUAGUGCCGGUCAAUUGGCCCGCGAACAGGCCAUCAACAACAACAACGAUGAUGACGACGACGACGAUGAUGAAGCCAAAGAGGAUCGUUCGGAAGCACUGUUUACCUGUAAUAUCAAAGGUUGUUCGUAUCGAUCAAAAUGGAAACAAUGUCUGACUGCUCACCAGCUAUUGCAUGCGGGAGUCAAGCCGUUCAAGUGUGACCAUCCGGGAUGCAACUAUCGGACCAAUUUCAAGGGCAAUGUCAAUGUUCACAAACGAGUUCAUCGGGAAAGUCAAUAUCAGUGUCAGGUUAAUGGUUGUCAGUUUUCGACGCCGUGGAAGAAUUCGUUUAAUCAGCACCAAAGGAAUCACCAGUUGACCACAACAACAGCCGAAUCGUCGCCUGUAAAUAUGACCGAUGGUCUUAACAUCAUCAACAACAACAACAAGACGAACAACAACAACAAUCAUCGUUUGAUGAACAACGAUGGUUACGAAGAACAGAAUAGCGACGAAAACGACUUCUACGACGGUCUCGACGAUGAAUAUCCCGAAGAGAAUUCGCUGAGCGGCGGCCAUACUAGCGGUGGCGACCAAAUGAUGAUCACCACUGGUGGCGGCGGCAGCGUUGACGGCCAAUUACCGCCCAUCGACGCACUGGUAUCAUCGCGAAAAGUUCUACAAUCGGUAAUGCCAGUGACCGCUGUCCAACAGCACAUCUCCAGUACAAACAACAAUAUGAUGUCGACGACGACGAUAGCAACGCCGACGAUGGCCGGCGAUCACAAGAAUCCGAUGACAGCCAUACAAACCAAUGCACAGCAACAACAACAACAGCCAUCAGCACUUGUCAUCCAUCCGAGUCUGGUCGGAGGUGUCAUCAAAACCAUCAAAUCGGAGAUCUAAUCAAUCAAUUAGUCCAUCAGUGUUGUUGUCACUCUCAUCGCCUCAUUAUUAUUAUAAUUACCGUACAUUGCAUCGACUCUCCCACACAAUAACAUAUAUAUAUAUACAAUAUAUAUAUAUGUAACCGAUUCAUCAUCUAUUGU